GCUCUGGUAGAGCUUAACUGCUCUAGUAGUCUUCUCUGACCUCCACUGAUGAACUGGCGGGACAGACAACUGGUGACCAUGGACUGGAGGCUCCACAGCCUGGUCAGAAAUGGUUUCAGGAAGUUUGGGGAGCGGCCUCAACCCAAACGCCUCACAAGGGAAGCAAUGCGGAACUAUUUAAAAGAGCGAGGCGAUCAGACCGUUCUCAUACUCCAUGCAAAAGUUGCACAGAAGUCUUAUGGCAAUGAGAAGAGGUUUUUUUGCCCUCCCCCUUGUGUCUAUCUCAUGGGUAGCGGAUGGAAGAAAAAGAAAGAACAGAUGGAGCGAGAUGGCUGCUCUGAGCAGGAGUCCCAGCCUUGUGCCUUCAUUGGCAUCGGGAACAGUGAGCAAGAGAUGCAGCAGCUGAACCUGGAAGGAAAGAACUAUUGCACUGCCAAAACCCUGUACAUAUCUGACUCUGACAAGAGAAAGCACUUCAUGUUAUCGGUAAAAAUGUUCUACGGGAAUAGUGACGACAUUGGUGUGUUCCUCAGCAAACGUAUCAAGGUCAUCUCGAAGCCAUCGAAAAAGAAGCAGUCACUGAAGAAUGCAGACUUAUGUAUUGCAUCAGGGACAAAAGUGGCACUGUUCAACCGCCUGCGAUCACAGACGGUCAGUACAAGAUAUUUGCACGUUGAAGGUGGAAAUUUCCAUGCCAGUUCGCAACAGUGGGGAGCGUUCUACAUCCAUCUUUUGGACGAUGAAGAAUCUGAAGGAGAGGAAUUCACAGUGCGUGAUGGUUACAUACAUUAUGGCCAGACAGUAAAACUUGUAUGUUCGGUUACGGGCAUGGCACUCCCUAGGCUGAUUAUCCGGAAGGUGGAUAAACAGACGGCCUUGUUAGAUGCAGAUGAUCCUGUUUCUCAGCUCCACAAAUGUGCAUUCUACCUGAAGGACACAGAGAGAAUGUACCUAUGCCUUUCUCAGGAACGAAUAAUCCAGUUUCAAGCCACUCCAUGCCCCAAAGAGCCAAACAAAGAGAUGAUAAAUGACGGUGCUUCAUGGACAAUUAUUAGCACGGAUAAGGCAGAAUACACGUUCUAUGAAGGCAUGGGGCCAGUACACGCACCCGUGACCCCUGUGCCUGUCGUAGAAAGUCUUCAGCUGAAUGGAGGUGGAGAUGUAGCAAUGUUGGAACUAACAGGUCAGAACUUCACGCCAAAUUUGCGAGUUUGGUUUGGGGAUGUGGAGGCAGAGACAAUGUAUAGGUGUGCAGAAAGUAUGUUGUGUGUCGUCCCUGACAUUUCCGCUUUCCGAGAGGGCUGGAGGUGGGUUCGCCAGCCAGUGCAGGUCCCGGUGACAUUGGUCCGGAACGAUGGCAUAAUAUAUUCCACCAGCCUUACUUUCACAUACACCCCAGAGCCUGGACCUCGGCCUCAUUGUAGUGCAGCUGGAGCGAUCCUGCGAGCCAACUCAAGCCUCCUGGCAGCCAGCGAUCCAAACACGAACAGCGAGGGAAGUUACACAAGCGUCAGCACAAAUUCUACCAAUGUCCCAUCAAAUGCAGCAGCCGUUGUGUUGUAACCACAGACUUAUUUAUUUUUUUUUACCUGGACUUCAGCUGACUUUAAGUUUUUACAUGGAAGGACAUGUAAAAUGAACUUUU
This is a messenger RNA of Bufo bufo (common toad), 1645 nucleotides long. RefSeq names its product recombination signal binding protein for immunoglobulin kappa J region (gene RBPJ). The coding region runs from base 49 to 1563 and encodes 504 amino acids. NCBI's taxonomy places the organism in Eukaryota, Metazoa, Chordata, Amphibia, Anura, Bufonidae. Gene Ontology annotation, cellular component: nucleus; MAML1-RBP-Jkappa- ICN1 complex. The transcript is spliced from 11 exons. The record is from RefSeq and is a predicted model, not a curated record. Gene Ontology annotation, biological process: regulation of transcription by RNA polymerase II; Notch signaling pathway. Gene Ontology annotation, molecular function: RNA polymerase II cis-regulatory region sequence-specific DNA binding; DNA-binding transcription activator activity, RNA polymerase II-specific.